Messenger RNA from Acanthochromis polyacanthus (spiny chromis), 2690 nucleotides. RefSeq names its product phospholipase B domain containing 1b (gene plbd1b). Gene Ontology annotation, cellular component: extracellular region. The record is from RefSeq and is a predicted model, not a curated record. Bases 261 to 1919 code for a protein of 552 amino acids. The transcript has 11 exons. NCBI's taxonomy places the organism in Eukaryota, Metazoa, Chordata, Actinopteri, Pomacentridae. Gene Ontology annotation, biological process: phospholipid catabolic process. Gene Ontology annotation, molecular function: glycerophospholipase activity.
GGCCUCCUAAGCCAGGGAUUGUGGGUUCGAGUCCCAUCUGGGGUGGUUGCUUUUUCCGUUGCAAAGCUGGUUAGCGCGUGUAUCCUGGCGAUGAAUUAAGUCUUCGAAGAAUCUUAAAAGAAGCUAAAGAAUUGAAACGAAUGAUCGUUCUGGUACAGCGCACAACGUAGCCGUUGCCUUUAAUGCAAGUAACUACAAAGAGAACAUUUAUUAACUGAAACAGAUGAAAGGCAGACAGUCACAGGACUUCACCAGCUGACAUGGAGAAACAAAGCGUCAACCUGUGCGUACUGCUGAGCACCUUGGCUGUAUCGAUGCAAUCCAUGGAUGUGUUGAGGAGAACGAGUGUGAAGAUGCAAACUCACCAGCUCCAAGAGGCCACCGUGCACUGGGAUGCUGCCCAGAAAAGUGUGAUCCUGAAGGAGGGUGUGAUGGAGACCGAGGGGGGAGCCUACGGUUACUUCAAUGACUCUUUGCUCCUCUCUGGAUGGGGGAUCCUGGAGAUCAGUGCAGGUUAUGGUGCAAUAGAACAGGAAGAUGAGACCACCUUCUUCCUGGCUGGUUAUCUGGAGGGUUUCCUCACUGCUGGACAGAUGUUCAGCCAUUACUCCAACAUGUACCCUCAGCUGAUAAAGGACGAGAAGGUUCUGAAUCCCUUGAAAAGCUUUCUGAGCAAACAGGACCAGUGGGCCAGAGAGCAGGUCAAGCUGAGGAGAAACAACGACCCCUUGUGGAAACAUCUGGGAUUGAUCCUGGCCCAGCUGGAUGGACUCCAUGCCGGAGCUGCACAGUGGGCCAAAAACAAACACAGAGAGCCUCUGUCAGCGUUCGCCAUCCAGCUCUUCAAUGGUGUCGGUGACCUCCUGGACCUGGUCCCAGCUCUGACACCUCGCUCCAACUCCUCUGCAGGGGCCGGGGCCUUCAGAAUGCCAGGAAUGGGCCACUGCACUGCUCUCAUAAAGGUGCUGCCAGGCUUUGAGAACCUGCUGCUGGGCCACUCCAGCUGGUAUACUUAUGCAGCCACCAUGCGUAUCUACAAACACUGGGACUUCAGGGUGUCCGACACACACUCUGCCACUGGAACGAUGUCGUUCAGCAGCUAUCCUGGCUUCCUGAUGUCUCUGGACGACUUCUACCUGCUUGGGAGUGGCCUGUUGAUGACUCAGACCUCCAUCGGUGUCUUCAACUCGUCUCUGUUCUCUCAGCUCAGCCCUCACAGCCUGUUGGCCUGGCAGAGAGUCCGUCUGGCCAACAGUCUGGCUCACAGUGGAGAGGAGUGGGCACAAGUUUUUACCAAAUACAACUCAGGUACAUAUAACAGCCAGUACAUGGUGGUGGACCUGAGCAGGAUUUCUCUGCGUCACAGCAUCAAGAAUGGAGCUCUGACUGUUGUCGAGCAGAUCCCAGGAAAAGUGAUCCACUCUGAUCAGACUCAGGCUUUACGCAGAGGUUACUGGCCGUCAUACAACAUCCCAUUUCAUGUUGACAUCUACAACCUGAGUGGGUACAGUGUGAUGUGGAAGAGAUACGGAGAAGACUUUUCCUACGAUCUCUGUCCUCGAGCUAAAAUCCUCCGCAGGGACCAGGCCAAGGUGUCCGACCUCAGCUCCCUCAAACUCCUAAUGAGAUACAACAACUACAAAAGAGAUCCAUACUCCAAGGGCCAUCCAUGUAAGACCAUCUGUUGCCGUAACGACCUGAGACCAAGGAGACCACGGCCAGGAGGCUGUUAUGAUACUAAGGUGACGGACUACCAGAUGGCUCUCCAGCUGGUCGCUGAGGCCAUAAAUGGUCCCACGACACAGGGGGGCCUGCGUCCGUUCUCAUGGCAAUCCUUCAACCUCACGACUCAUCAGGGUCUCCCACACACCUACAGCUUUCCCUUCAUCACCAUGAGGCCCACACUGCAUCAGCCCUGAGAGCACAGAGACGGAGGGUGGUGUCCAUCCAGGGGGAACUGUCCUGUUGUCUGUUCAAAUCAGGAAUCCUAAAACAUGCUGUCAUAACACUGAACAUCAUAUUGGUGCAAAUGCUAUCUCUGAACACUGUGUAAAAUAUUGGCAAUACAUAUAUGAUACACAUGUCUACAGUUGGUAUUAUUAUUGUUGUUGAUUUCAUAGCUGAUUGGUGCAAACUGCUCUGAGGUAGAAGGAAACCAAGUUGAUUGUUUUCCAUUAAACUAUUUACUAAUUGAUUAGUAUAUCAUUCUUAAAAGCAUUUUGGAAUCAAUUUGCUUGUUUGUGCUGAACACCAGUCAUUUGACUCAGUGGGAUGCUCAUUAUGGAACAAGAGUUGUUCUUAUUUCUCAGUAUUCAUAGAGGAGUGGCAGCAUUAUGACUUGUUUCCGAUAUGUAAAAGGUUCUCCAAAGGUUUGGAUUUUAGCCACCAGGGAAAUGCUGCUCAUUUUUGUAUUUAUUCACGACUUUAAAGGUGUUAUUGUUAUUCAGUUCUAUGCAGGCUUUACUCAGGUUUAUGUAGUUUGGAGCUAAAUUACCUGGCUAACUUUGCUUAAAUGAUAACAAUAAAGUUUUCAUAUUUAAACAUUCAGGUACAUUUUGUCUUGUUAAGCUCUGAGAAUAGUCCCUCAAUUACUACAACAUAGAGUUCCUUGGCUUUUUUUGCACAAGAAGAAUAUAGCGCAAUCCGGAAAGGGAGCAACAGUUCCUUUCAAAAUAAAACAUUCAAAUUCA